This is a messenger RNA of Pungitius pungitius (ninespine stickleback), 1787 nucleotides long. It is a transcript of the gene smtnl1, whose product is annotated as smoothelin-like 1. The transcript has 5 exons. The record is from RefSeq and is a predicted model, not a curated record. Gene Ontology annotation, molecular function: protein binding. Lineage: Eukaryota; Metazoa; Chordata; Actinopteri; Perciformes; Gasterosteidae. Gene Ontology annotation, biological process: actin cytoskeleton organization. The coding region runs from base 95 to 1438 and encodes 447 amino acids. Gene Ontology annotation, cellular component: filamentous actin; microtubule organizing center.
AGACUGAGGAGGUUUCUUGCGAAGAGGAUUUACUUUUGACAGAACUUUUUGGGGAGGACAGAAGUGUUUAAGGAGUCUGGUUGGACCUUUGAUCAUGGAUCAAGCAGAAUUGCCCAGCGAGAAGACAUCUGAGUCUACAGAGACCACUGGCCUGAUUGACACAAACAACAACAACCAGACUGAGGAGCCAGAGCUGGAGGAGAGUAAUGACCCAGAGAGGGAGCCUCUAGCUGGGGAGACAGGGGAGGGUCCGGGGCUGACGAAAGAGGGGGAGGAAGGGAAGGAGGUUUCAGAACUAGAGCAGGGAGGAGAAGUGGAGGACAGUGCUGCAGAUAAAGAAACGCCACAGACUCCUCCAUCAAAGCAUGCCGAGGGUGAUGCUAAAGAGGCGGAAACUUCUGAAGACAAAGCCUCCACUGAGGUUGAUGUGAAAGAUCCUGAACUGACAGGUGGAGCCAAAGAUGUGGAGGGAGAGGGGAAGGAAGAGGAGAAAGGUCAGCGGGUGGAAGGGGUCAAGAGUAGCAAGGCUGGAGAGGAGAUGAUAAACCAAAACAAAGAGAAAAAGAAGAGUAAUACGGUAGAAAGGGCGAAAGAAGCAGAGACAGACGUAAAGAGUAAAGAGGCAGAAAACAACGCAGAGAAGGAAAAAAAGGUUGAGGGGGUGGACGUAGAAACAAAAGACAAAGCAAAGAUAAAGGAGGUAGAAAAGCAAGGGAAGCCCAAAAGAAAGAGCGCUCCUCCCUCCUCUUCUCUCUCCCGACCAAGACCCUCAGCCCGCUCCAUCAGGGCGGCAGCUAAAAACGACAUCAUUGCCAAGUUCCAGCAAGGUGCACCAGAGACACCAACACCCCGCAACUUCAAAGUUCAGAGGUCAUCUGCGGCUGCGGCGACGGGAGCUUCCAUCAAACAGAAGAUGCUUCAGUGGUGUCACAGUAAGACUCGCAACUACGAGGGGGUCAACAUAGAAAACUUCUCAUCAUCCUGGUGCGACGGCUUGGCGUUCUGUGCUCUCAUCCAUCGUUUCUUCCCCGAGGCUUUCGACUACAGCUCCCUGAAUCCCAAGGAGAGGGAGAAAAACUUCACUCUGGCCUUCCAAACAGCAGAGUCCCUGGCUGACUGCUGUCCUCUGCUGGAGGUGGAGGACAUGAUGUUGAUGGGCAAACACCCGGACCCCAUGUGUGUGUUCACGUAUGUCCAGUCCCUCUGCCACAGCCUCUCUAAAAUAGAGAGAGAGAGGAAGGACAAAGACAGCAAACUCGUAGAGGAUGAUGAUGGAGGGGAGAAAGAUAAGGGAGAGGCGUCACCGGAGAAAGAUGAAUCGACCGAGAACGGGGCGAUGGGGAGCCAAGAGGAGAGACGGGAAGACGUUGCAGAGACCGGGGAAGGUGCUGGCGAGCAAGCAAAGGCACCAAGCGGCUGUGAGGUGGAGGAGUGCUGAUCGAGACAAAAGACUGACUGCGAACAGAUAGACUGAAAAGACCAAAAGGGUUGUUGACGGUUGUGGUAAUUCAGUUAGCAAAUCGUAGAUGGAUGUGGAUUCACUAUUAACAGUGUCAUAUUAAUUAGCUGUAUUUUUUGAAAGUGCACUAUGCUAUGUUUUUUCAUGUUUGCUUUGAGAUCACGAAGCAGAAAUGUUUAGUCUAAUAAUAAAAUGGUGGACUUGUGAAUUGGAAAGCUUAAAUCAAUGUGUUGAUGUGAUGCUCAGACAAUAUGAAUGUGAAUAAAUGACAACCGUUAUAUAAUAUAAUGGAUGGAAACCCAUAGUGAUUUUGAGCAAAUAAAAAGUA